Drosophila sulfurigaster albostrigata is the source of this 1095-nucleotide messenger RNA. Its product is annotated as fibroleukin-like. The record is from RefSeq and is a predicted model, not a curated record. NCBI's taxonomy places the organism in Eukaryota, Metazoa, Arthropoda, Insecta, Diptera, Drosophilidae. The transcript is spliced from 2 exons. The coding region runs from base 47 to 805 and encodes 252 amino acids.
ACUCUUGAGUUGGAAUUUGAGAAGAGUAAAUCUAUAUUAAUAAAGCAUGAAAAAAGAUAUUCAGUUAUGUCGUUCAGAAAUCAACAAAUUAAAUACGACAUCAGAGAACAUUAGAGAAGAACAGAACAAGUAUCAAUUGAAAUUAACAGAAAGUGAAACUAAGCUAAGUCAAUCUGAACUUGAUAAAUUAACUCCCACAACAUGUCUCCCUUUCGGAGAUUAUUCAGGAGUUCAUCAACUCAAUGUCUCUGGCAUAGGUUUAUUCAAUGUUUUGUGCGAUAGUCAGUUAGCUGGACCUGGAUGGAUUGUAAUACAACAACGAGUUGGGGGAGAUGAGAAUUUCACUAGGGAUUGGGCAACGUAUCGCAAAGGUUUCGGUUCUUUUGAAAGUGAUUUCUUUCUUGGAUUAGAGAAAAUUCAUCGUAUCACGAGCUUGCAGCGUUUCGAACUUUACAUACAUUUGGUUGCUGAGAAUGGAAGAACGUACAACGCUCGUUAUGACGACUUCAAAAUAUCUGAUGAAGAUAAUGGAUUUGCACUGAGUUUGGGUAAAUUCAGUGGAACUAUUUAUGAUGGCAUGAGAUACAAUGAAAACAUGAAAUUCACAACAUUCGAUCACGACAACGACACAUAUGAUGAUGACAAUUGCGCAAACUGGGGUAAAAGUGGCUGGUGGUACAAUGAUUGUUAUACUUGUAAUUUAAAUGUACCAAAUGGGAAUCUAGGUUGGUGGGACACUAUUAAUUAUAUUUCACUUAAAGAAGUUAAGAUGCUAAUUCGCCCCAAAGAAGCGAUGAAGAAGUGAUAAACUGAAAAGCUGAAAUUCCCAUAUUUGACUCAAUUCUGUAAUCAUUUAUAUAUAAUUGGUGCAUUAAGAAAUUGCGUUCUGAAAACUAAAACGAUCGUCUAUUUAAUGCAGCGAUUUAUUUUUUGAAUGGAAAUAGAUCAGUUUUUAUUGCAUUUAUUAUAUGCUUUGAAGUAGCAAAUUUUUAAUCUUUAGACGCUUUCAAUAGAGGUGGAAAUACUUAAAAGUCAGUAAACUUAUGAUUACCCUGUAUAUAUCCUUUCAGCCGAACCUUGAAUAUUAAUGUGAUU